AUGUUUGCACCUACUCAACAAUACAGCAUUGCUCUUAGUAGAAGACCAUUGCAUGCCGCCUUCCUAUCGUCUGCCUCGCGCGCUGGAUUUCGACAACAUGGCAGCUUCCCUCCCAUGAGUACAUUGGAAAGAUCCAUCCAUCUGUCUACGAGGUGGCCUUUGUUGAAUAAUCAGCUCUUAGACGCAGACACGACACCUACACACCUGGCACUCGAACGUAAGACACCAUCAUCGACAAUAAUAUCCUCAUCACCACCAUCAAUGGGCCCACCAACAUCCUUAUCCAUCCUUCCACUGAACGUCAUCGUCCGCUCCCUACUGACAUCAACAAUAUCCUCCUCGCCUAUCCUUCUUCCGCCCUCGCUAUGGCUAAUGUCCGUCCUUGCACACGCUACCAAUCCACUGCUCAACCCAGACAAGAACCCGCUCCUGCGUUUCUUCCUAAAGAAAACAGUUUACGCACACUUCUGCGCCGGAGAAACUCCAGCCGAAGUUGGUCGAACCAUCAAGGGUCUCAAAGACAUUGGGUUCUCGGGUGUCAUACUGGGAUACGCAAAGGAGGUUGCCUUGGCCAACGCUCAGAAAAAGGAAUUGGGUGCUUGUAGCCAAGGCAAGAUUGCGGAAGAGUGCAAUCGCAAUGAGAUUAUUCCUUGGGCCACAGGUACCUUGAAGACAGUACAGCUGACAGAACCAGGAGACUUUGUUGCUCUCAAAUUUACUGGUGCCGGUCGUCAAGCACUAGAUUCUCUCGCAGAACGUUUGCCACGUUCUGCCGCUCUGACCGACGCCAUCAACUCCGUCUGCUCUCUCGCUUCCGAGCGUGGUGUUCGCCUCUUGUUCGACGCUGAGCAGGCCUCUCUGCAGCCUGUUAUCGACGAUUGGACCAUGGAGUACAUGCGAAAGUACAAUACCGCCCCAAGGCAAGCACUUGUCUACGGGACGUAUCAGGCGUACCUAAAGUCAACCCCAGAGACGCUCUCAAGACAUCUUCGAGUCGCAAGAGAAGAAGGCUUCACCUUGGGCGUAAAGCUUGUGCGCGGUGCAUACAUUGAAACCGACCCGAGACACCUCAUCCACGAAACGAAAGAAGGCACGGAUGCCUGCUACGAUGGCAUUGCCGAGAGUCUCCUCAGGAAACAAUGGGGAAAUGUUUUGCAGGGUGAUCUCCGAAUGCCAUCAAUCAGCUUGAUCAUUGCUUCCCACAAUGCGGAGUCCGUCAGGCGGGCUCGAAAACUUUGUAUCGAUGGGGAAGCUUGUACUGAGGUAGUCUUUGCACAAUUGCAAGGCAUGGCGGACGAAGUUAGCUGCGAGCUAGUCUGUCCGACAGGUUCGGGCAAUAUGCGGGAGCAGAAGAGAGCAGAGUCCCAGGCCAUCGAAGCGUACAAGUAUCUCGUUUGGGGGUCGACUGGAGAAUGCAUGAAGUAUCUCUUAAGAAGAGCGCAUGAAAAUCGGGAUGCGGUACAGCGAACACGAAGUGGACGCAAUGCGAUGUUCAGUGAAUUGGUGAGGAGAAUGAAGAGUAGUAUGGGGGUAUCCGUCUAA
Colletotrichum abscissum is the source of this 1542-nucleotide messenger RNA. RefSeq names its product proline dehydrogenase. The record is from RefSeq and is a predicted model, not a curated record. The transcript is spliced from 2 exons. Gene Ontology annotation, molecular function: FAD binding; proline dehydrogenase activity. Lineage: Eukaryota; Fungi; Ascomycota; Sordariomycetes; Glomerellales; Glomerellaceae. Bases 1 to 1542 code for a protein of 513 amino acids. Gene Ontology annotation, cellular component: mitochondrion.